Molecule: messenger RNA, 936 nt
Organism: Drepanopeziza brunnea f. sp. 'multigermtubi' MB_m1
Lineage: Eukaryota; Fungi; Ascomycota; Leotiomycetes; Helotiales; Drepanopezizaceae
Source: RefSeq, a predicted model, not a curated record
AUGGACACUACUUUUACCACUCAAUCUGCCACCUCGACUGCGACGAAUGCAUCGAUAUUCAACUCCUCCACAUUCGACUCCCAAAAUUCUUCAAAUAUGUCUGAUUUCUCCAGCUACUACUAUGGACUGCCUGGAAUGCCGCAGCUAUUAGCAAGGAGCAGCAAGAUCCCCCGGCCUGCAACCAUCGUCACAGAUCCCGACGAUAGCGGGUUUAGGGGUCCGACACCUAUGCUUCAUUUUGUCUCGAAGGACCGUGUCAUAAAGCAAGCCUUGGGAAAAGGGCUUCGCGAAUCGAUUGUUGCUAUCUUGAUGACCAAGAAGCCCGUUACGUGGACUUCGGUCGAUUAUCUUCGAUUAGGCCGCAACCACAUUGAAUUGGAAAGCCCGGCAGUGGUAUUAAUUACAGCCGAGAAGGAUCACACCGCGACCGCUGAGGCUCAAAGAGUGGUGGAUGUCAUCAAGGAAGAAUGCGUAAAAGUCGGACUGCCUGGGCUGGAGGUCGAAAUGAUGGAAGGAAUCCGAUCCGAAGGUCCAGCACAUCGAGCAGAUGAUGACAACCCAGGAAGCAGGACCCAAGAUUUACAUGCCGAUGAAGUCUAUAAGAAUCACAUUGUGUGGAAGUACGGCCGGUCGACCUAUUUCACGUCGGGCAUGACGGGGGCUAUAGCAUCCGAUUAUCUAUGGGGCGAUGGUAUUACCAAGUCAGAUGAAUGGCACAUCAAAGAUGCGCCUAGCGGAUCUAGAUUUUCGCUGAAGGGCGAUUCUGGGGCUCUCGUUUGGGACAUUGACGGUGCGGUGGUUGGCAUGAUGUGGGGAGACUGUUUUCAAACACUCGUGACCUGUGUAACUCCUAUCGAGGCCGUUUUAGCGGAUAUCAAGGAGACCCUGGGGGCUCGCAAUUUCAUCAUGGUGGUUCGCAAUCCAACGCGCAAGUAG